GUUGUUAUUAUUAUUCACUAACCUUUUCUUCUCUUCUUCUCCCUACUCCUAUAUAUACAGAAAUAUUUUCAACCUCUUUCAUUUGUAUAUGUUCUUCUCUCUCGAAUUGAAUCCCGAGUCACCCAGUAAUUCCAGGGUGGGAUAUCAAAACAAAUAAUAAUUCGUAUCUCGAAACCCCAAAACUUUCCGGAAUCGAAACCUUUCACCGAAGAAGACAAGGGUUUCAAUGACUUCCGAGCUUACUUUCAGGGGUCAUGAGACCCAACCAAUGGCCGAUACCUACUCCCCCAAACCACCCAAGCCAUGGUUAGCCGUGACCCGUCCGAUUCGAUACAUCCUCCGCGAACAGCGGUUGACAUUUGUUCUCAUCGGCAUUGCUAUAGCUACUCUGGGUUUCACGCUUCUCCCGUCCAACCAAGCUCCCCAAAGGUACAGCUCCGCGAUCUUUGAUUCGUUCCCUGCCGAGCUCGAAUCGAGCCACUUGACUCAUCGCCCUGUGUACAACGAGCGUCGUUUCGGGAUUCAGAACUGGAAUUCCGGGGGUAAGAUUCCGUUGGGGCUGAAGAGAAAGGGGAAGCGGAUCGUUGUUACUGGCGGAGCAGGUUUCGUCGGGUCUCACCUCGUGGACCGUCUCAUGGAGCGUGGUGACAGCGUGAUUGUCGUUGAUAACUUUUUCACUGGAAGAAAAGAGAACGUGAUGCACCAUUUCGGUAACCCCAGAUUCGAGAUGAUCCGACACGACGUCGUCGAGCCACUUCUCCUCGAGGUUGACCAGAUCUAUCAUUUGGCUUGCCCUGCCUCCCCUGUCCAUUACAAGUUCAACCCCGUUAAGACUAUCAUAUCCUUUUUCCACAUUUAAUUUAAAUAUCGCAGUUUUCAAUUUUCCUUUCAAAUUUUAAAUCUGUUUCUCUGAGAUUCGAAAAUGGUGUUUUCGAUUUAUAUUUGGAAAAUCCUUAAUUCUUAUUCCCACAAGACUAAUGUGGUGGGUACUCUGAAUAUGCUUGGGUUGGCGAAACGGGUGGGUGCCCGGUUUUUGCUAACGAGCACCAGUGAGGUGUACGGUGAUCCUCUGCAACAUCCUCAGGUUGAAACUUACUGGGGAAACGUCAAUCCCAUCGGUGUCCGAAGUUGUUACGAUGAGGGUAAACGUACGGCCGAAACGUUGACCAUGGAUUAUCAUAGAGGCGCUGAUGUUGAGGUUAGGAUUGCCAGGAUCUUUAACACAUAUGGACCAAGAAUGUGCAUUGAUGAUGGCCGUGUUGUUAGUAAUUUUGUUGCCCAGGCUUUGAGGAAGGAGCCUAUGACAGUUUAUGGUGAUGGGAAGCAAACAAGGAGCUUCCAAUAUGUUUCUGAUCUGGUUGAAGGACUUAUGCGCCUCAUGGAAGGAGAACAUGUAGGACCUUUCAAUUUGGGAAACCCUGGUGAAUUUACCAUGCUUGAACUUGCCAAGGUUGUCCAGGAAACCAUUGACCCAGAUGCAAAGAUUGAGCACAGGCCCAACACAGAGGAUGAUCCACACAAAAGGAAACCAGAUAUUACCAAGGCUAAAGAACAAUUGGGCUGGGAACCAAAGGUGUCCCUUCGCAAGGGUCUUCCUCUUAUGGUCAAGGACUUUCGUCAACGCAUUUUUGGUGACCACAAGGAAGGUGGUUCGUCCACAACGGCUUAAUCCCCCAAGUUUGAGGAAAAUUUAUACUUUGAAGUGGUACCUGGGAAAAAAAUUUGUUUGCUUACUAGAAAAAAAGAGUACUCCUAGCUUUUCCCCUACUUCCAAAAGAUACAGUAACAGCAGAAGAGGUAGCACAGCUAUAUUGGUUAUCGUUCGGAAUAGAUCCUUUUAGGUGGUCCACUUGGCAUUUGUUUUACGUCUAUCUUUUGUAACCUUGUAUCAGUUACCCUCUUUAAGCUUCAAUAGACGAUGAGCUUUCUGAUUUUUAAAAUUCCUUGUUAUGGUAUUUAGCUUACACAUUCUUCCUACUGUAUAGCUACUCUUGACUUUUGAAAAAAGGUGGGGGACAAAAGUUGAGCUUUAAGCCCAACAAACAGAAUGAAAGAACAUUGUUUACUUCAGUAGUAGUUAAUAAUUUUUUGAGGAAAUAAACCAAAAGCCAAAAAUACCAAAACAAAGUUUAUCACU
Cannabis sativa is the source of this 2137-nucleotide messenger RNA. RefSeq names its product UDP-glucuronic acid decarboxylase 2. Gene Ontology annotation, biological process: D-xylose metabolic process. Gene Ontology annotation, cellular component: cytoplasm. Gene Ontology annotation, molecular function: NAD+ binding; UDP-glucuronate decarboxylase activity. The record is from RefSeq and is a predicted model, not a curated record. Lineage: Eukaryota; Viridiplantae; Streptophyta; Magnoliopsida; Rosales; Cannabaceae. The transcript is spliced from 6 exons.